AUGGAGUGGUUUUCAGUAAAGGGAAAAUCAAGCUUAUUUUGCUUUACACAAAUUAUAGACAAGAAAUUUUAUAUUGAAAUUGUAUGCAAACACCUUCCUAAAGUAAAAAAAAUGUUUGAUAAAUAUUGGCGUUGGCAACAAGAUAAUGACCCAAAACAUACAAGCAAAUUUGCUAAAGCAUUUCUUUUAGAAAAUGUUUCUGAACUUAUGAACUGGCCAUCGAACAGUUCUGAUUUAAACCCUAUCGAAAAUUUGUGGUGCAUUGUAAAAAAUAAUGUGGAAAAAUGUAUGCCAUAUAAUUUGCAAGAAUUAGAGCGGUAUAUAAAAGAGGAAUGUAAUAAAAUUUCAAAUUCAGUUUUAGUUAGUUUAGUAGAAUCAAUAAGGCAACGAUGUGAAUUAGUAAUUGAAAAUAAUGGUGAACGAAUAUCAUUUUAA
This is a messenger RNA of Racocetra persica, 435 nucleotides long. The record is from the annotation of a GenBank genome assembly. NCBI's taxonomy places the organism in Eukaryota, Fungi, Glomeromycota, Glomeromycetes, Diversisporales, Gigasporaceae.